GGCAACUUUUCCUCUGCACAGAUCUUGAUAAAUCAUCCCCACUAUCCCAGUGUUUCCCAACCAGGGUGCCUCCAGCUGUUGCUGGGAGUUGUAGUUUUGCAACAGCUGGAGGCACCCUGAUUGGGAAACGCUGCUCUAUCCACUCAUGUCGUCUGCUCCUCCCUGCAGGAAGUAUGGCUCUGGCCCUCCUCCCAUGACACUCAGGCCUGGGCCCUCCCCUCUACACCUCCAGCCGUAGAUUACCCCUAGGGGUAGAUUUCCCUCGUGUCCUCCAGGGGAGGGGGGGCAAGCUGUCAGAAUGAUCCGAAACCUGAUACACUGCACAGCCCCCCUCAGGGCUUCGAUCUCUUUCCAUUCACUCCGUGGGUUCCAUUCUGCCCCUCCGCUUCCUCGGCAGCCGGUUCCCGACCUGCAAAAGACUCUGACCCGCUACUUGCGCUCCCUACAACCUCUUGUUAGUGAGGAUGAGCUGGAGAGCACCAGGGAACUGGUAGAAGAAUUUCUACGUCCCAGAGGACAAGGAGAAGAACUGCAAAGACAACUUUAUAAGAGAGCGGAGCGUACCGAUAACUGGCUUACAGACUGGAGACAAGAGUGUAUAUACCUAGAGAACCACCUACCACUCCCUGUACACUCCAGCCCGGCUGUCAUUCUCCCUCAGCAGGACUACAAGGACUGGAGGGGACAGCUGAGAUUUGCUUCUAAACUGAUUUGUGGUGUCCUGGAUUUUAAAGCCAAAGUUGAGAGCCCUGGUGGUCUGGAGGAGUUAUGGCGAGGCCAAAGGCUGUGCCCGGAUCAGUAUUACAAAUUCUUCGGAUCCUGCAGGGAACCUGGAACCAAGAGGGAUCGAGUCUUGCUCCAUCCGCGUAGCAAGUCUCAUCAUGUGACCGUCUGCAAGAACUACCAGUUUUUCGAGCUUGAGGUGUACAAUAGUGACGGCUCGCCACUGACAGAAGAUCAGAUCCACCAGCAGAUGCUUUUUCUACGUGCGCACUCUAAAAAGACAGACAAAGAGCCUGUUGGGGUGCUCACCACCGAUCAUAGGAACAGCUGGGGGCGAGCAUACAGCACCCUUAUUCGAGACCGGCUGAACCGGGAGUCUGUGCGCAGUAUCCAGCGCAGUCUCUUUACCGUGUGUCUGGAUGCCACAGCGUUAAAGUAUUCAGAGGACUUGUACAGCAGCCGAACCGCUGCCCAGAUGCUGCACGGAGGAGGGAGCCAUGCCAACAGCGGCAAUCGCUGGUUUGACAAGACUCUACAGUUUGUGGUGGGAGAAGAUGGCAACUGUGGACUGAUUUAUGAUCAAGCGACGGCUGACGCCUCUGCGGUGCUGACCAUGCUGCGCCAUGUUUUCGACUACUGUUCUCAGGGCCCCAGUCUGCUGCCGCCUCGCACCCCUCUCACCAGGGUUCCUCCGCCAAGAAAGCUGUACUUCAACUUCCCGCCAGAGAUCAAGCAACACAUAGAACAGGCCAAGCAGAACCUGGACAUAUUGGUGAAUGAUCUGGACAUCUGCUGUUUCUCCUUUCCUGAUUUCGGGAAAAAAUUUCCGAAGAGGUACGACAUGAGCCCCGGUGCGUUCCUGCAAAUCUGCCUGCAGCUGGCACAUUACAGGUUACACGGCUCGCUAUGUGCAACCAUCGAGGUAGUGUCGCUACGUGUGUUUCAACGGGGGCGUUCCGACGUCGUACGUUGCUCCUCCCCUGAAGCGCUGGAAUUUGUUCAAGCAGCAGAUGACCCAAAUAAAUCGGCAGAAGAAAAGUUCGCCUUCUUGGUAAGAGCGAUAGACAGUCACAAAGCAUCCAGAGAGCAGGUGUUACAGGGGCAGUCCGUAGAUGGCGCUAUCCUGGCCCUGAAGAUGUUGUGUAUCUCCUCGGGGAUGGCCCUACCAUCUCUUUUCAUGGACACAUCCUAUGCGAUGUCUACCCACUGGAAGCUCUUCACUGGACAGGUGUCCUCUAAGGUGGACUGUGUAAUGUGCUACGGGCCCUUGGUUCCAGACGGGUACAGUGUCUGCUUUGCCCCUUCCCAGGACAGCAUCACCGUGUGCGUCUCUGCCUUUGACUGCUGCCAGGAGACCGAUGCCGAGAGGCUUUCGGACAGCCUGCAGGGGGCACUGAGAGACGUCCGCGGGUUAAUCUUGGCGUGCCGACCGGCGGAGGAGUAGAGUGCCCCCUUAAUCACUUCAAUUUAUAACAUCGGUGGCAGGAAAUGUGCUUGGUAUUUAUUCUGAAAAUGUACAUGACAUGAGCGACGCUGUGUAACCCUGUACCGCCAAAUGUGUAAAGAACAAAUGACGCCAAUAACCGGUAUAGCCACAUGUAAACAACAUGUGGUCAUGUGACUUAAUCACGUGACCUCGCUGCAUGCUCUACUGCCUAUGCCCCAAGUUAUACAUUACCGAGGUGCUAUUCUUUACAUACAGCCUGUAAGAAGUGCAGGGAGCGGAGGUGGUUUAGGUGAACCCCUUGUAUAUAAAGCUGAGUGGUAACCAAUAUAUAGCUGUCCAUACAUCUGUACCCUUUAUCCUCAUACCCCCGCUAUUAUCAUCUGUCCCAUUAUAGCUGCCUCAUUCAUUUAACCUGUUAUUGAUGCUGCACCCAUUUACCCCAUUAUAUCUGUUGCAUUUUUCGACCCCGUUAUAAAUGUGGUCUCCUUCUACCCCAUUAUAAAUGUGGUCUCCUUCUACCCCGUUAUAAAUGUGGUCUCCUUCUACCCCGUUAUAAAUGUGGUCUCCUUCUACCCCGUUAUAAAUGUCGUCUCCUUCUGCCCCGUUAUAAAUGUGGUCUCCUUCUGCCCCGUUAUAAAUGUCGUCUCCUUCUGCCC
Molecule: messenger RNA, 2826 nt
Organism: Hyla sarda
Lineage: Eukaryota; Metazoa; Chordata; Amphibia; Anura; Hylidae
Product: carnitine O-acetyltransferase-like
Exons: 14
Coding region: 299-2167 (622 amino acids)
Biological process (GO): carnitine metabolic process, CoA-linked
Cellular component (GO): peroxisome
Molecular function (GO): carnitine O-acetyltransferase activity
Source: RefSeq, a predicted model, not a curated record